Messenger RNA from Momordica charantia (bitter melon), 1199 nucleotides. Its product is annotated as selT-like protein. Lineage: Eukaryota; Viridiplantae; Streptophyta; Magnoliopsida; Cucurbitales; Cucurbitaceae. Gene Ontology annotation, molecular function: thioredoxin-disulfide reductase (NADPH) activity. Gene Ontology annotation, biological process: cell redox homeostasis. Gene Ontology annotation, cellular component: endoplasmic reticulum membrane. The record is from RefSeq and is a predicted model, not a curated record.
CGAGUUCUUCACUUCCUCUAACAUUUUCCCUUCGUCUUUCUUGGACUCGAAAUCCUCUGGUUCUCGAGACUUGAAUCGUUGAUUCCAUGGAUCGCGCUCAGGUAGUUCUGUUAGGGUUGCCGAUCUUUCUGCUUUUUACUGAUAUUGUGAACCUUUUCACUCCGCCGCCUCCUAAACCCGUCCAUCGCCCUCCAGCUCGAGUUCACUACCAGCCUAAAUCUCAAGCAGUCAUCCAGGAACCGCCUGAAUUUCCUACGGAGAAACGGAGCGGAAACGGAGGAAUUGGCUACGGCAGCAUUGUUAAUAUCAACUUCUGUGUUUCUUGUUCUUACAGAGGUACUGCAAUAACCAUGAAAAAUAUGCUGGAGUCAUCAUUUCCUGGAGUUGAAGUUAUUUUGGCAAAUUACCCCCCACCACUCCCAAAGCGCCUUCUUAGCAAAGUAGUACCCGUUGUUCAAUUUGGAAUUAUUGCAACAAUAAUGGCUGGCGAACAGAUUUUUCCUAGGUUGGGGAUGGCACCACCACCUUGGUACUACUCCUUGCGUGCAAAUAGGUUUGGAAGCAUUGCAAGCACUUGGCUGUUUGGAAAUUUUAUCCAGUCAUUCUUACAAAGUUCCGGAGCCUUCGAAGUAUAUUGUGAUGGUGAAAUGGUCUUCUCUAAGUUGAAGGAGCAGAGAUUUCCGGGUGAGAUUGAGUUGAGAGAUCUUAUUGGAAGGAAACUUUCCGAGUCCAGAAUCAUUGACAAUUCUGGAGGCGUUUGGUCAUAGGUAUGUCACUUCUUGUGAUCAUUGCCAUCAAAUUAGCAACCGGUGAAGUCUAGACAAUCUAAUCCAAGUUCAUAAUAGCUAAGAAGGGAGGCUGUAUAUGGAGAGAGAUUCAGUUUCUAUAUGUCUAUUCGUCAUAUACUAAACAUUACUCCCUAUUACCUUUCUUAGGAAAUCAAAAUUUUAAAGUUUCAAAUUCAUGUCCUCUCAAAAAGAAGAAAAGGCCUUUGAGUUUUUACCCCAAAAUAGCAAUGGACAUGUCUGUAAUAUGUUUGAAAAAUUCUCCUGAAAGUAAUUCUCCUUUACAUAAAAACACUUCAUGAGAUUUUGGACAGAGAUAGUUUAAGUUAAGAUUCACAGUAGACUUUUGACUUUCUGCUCGAAUAAUUAGAGCAAGCUGUUUUAAAAUUAAUGUGUGGUUACACGUUUGCUUUU